Molecule: messenger RNA, 3154 nt
Organism: Moneuplotes crassus
Lineage: Eukaryota; Ciliophora; Spirotrichea; Euplotida; Euplotidae
Source: the annotation of a GenBank genome assembly
AAAACUUUCUCCAAAGUAAGAUGGACGAAGAGACUAUUGAAAAGUAUUGCCAAGCACUCGAUCUCUCAGUGUCACCAGACAACGACCUGAGAAAGCAGGCAGAGGCCUUUAUUAUUGAAGGGAUGGAAACUCCUGGGUUUAUAGCAGCCAUGCUGCACAUCUCGUCAAACCCAGAUCUUAAUCGCGACAGGAAGAUCGACAUCACCCAAGCAGCUGCGAUUCAGUUUAAGAAUAUUGUUGAGACCCAUUGGAAGUACAAAGAUGAUGAGUAUGCAAAGGAAAUGAGGGAAGAUGGGUAUAAGGUCAUCAUCAUUCCUGAUGAGACCAAGACUUAUGUCAAGGAAAAUAUUCUCACCGCCUACAUCAAUGUGCAUAGUGAAAAAGUGGCCAAACAGUUUGAUUUCAUUGUGAGAUGAAUUACUAAGCAUGACUUCCCAGAUAAGUGGCCAGAUCUGGCGAAUAAAGUCAAAGACUAUAUUGAAAGUGAUGAUUUGUACGGUAGUGAGAUGUUCGUAGGGCUUUAUACACUAAAAUCAAUUUGAAAAAGAUAUGAGUAUGAAUUUGAUGCCAAACGAGAGCCCUUGAAUGAGAUAGCAGAUAUACUGUUCCCCAGGCUCGAAGCGAUAACAACAUGAGUUGAAGGAGAUAACUCCGACCAAGGGUCCAGACUGAAAAAUUUAAUUGGACACUGAUUUUACAUCUCAAAUCAAAUUAGCUUGUGAAAAAGAUAUUUGGACCCUUCAAUGCUAGAUUUUAUUGUUAAAUUUAAUACGAGUGCACUCGAAGCUGAGAUUGAUAACAGCCUCACGCAGCCUACCGAGAGUAUUGAGGAGAUCGACCACCGUGCUGAAAGUUUCCAGUGGAAACUGAAGAUGACAGCCAUGAACUUUCUCUUUAGAAUCUUCCAGAAAUUUAGCAAUCCCCAGUAUGUAAACGAAACAAUGAAGCCAAUUGCCGAACACUGAAUUAAUAACUAUGCCGAAGGAAUCAUCAAUCUGGCAAACACUCUUAUAGCAAAGGCAAAAUAGCAUUUAUAUUGACAGACAAGUGUUGAGCUACUGCUUCAAAGUUGUUUCAACAUCUAUCAAUCAGACUUCAUACAGAGAAAUGAUCAAGCCACUUAUUCCUGAGAUUCUCACCUCUCACUGAGUUCCAGCAAUGCUUCUGACAGAGAAGGACACAGAAGACUUUGAAGCUGAUCCUGUUGAGUUCAUUAGGAAAGCAAGGGACCCCAAUCCAAAUAUCUACACAGCAAGGAACUCAGUUCUGGAGAUGAUUAGGAACGUAACUCAGCACAAGAGUAACCAAGAUAAAGGCGCAUUGCCAGACUUCCUAGAGUCCUUCUUUGGCUUUCUGCUUGAAAACCUUAGUGAAUGCAUCAAGCAGGAUGCUCCUGAUUUUAGAAUAAAAGACGCUUUGUUGCUAUGCCUUGGUCAAAUCGCUCCGACACUUUUGAUGUACGACCAGUUCCACGACCAGCUCAACCAAGUGCUCACUGGAGCAGUUUUCCAGGAUCUCACUUCUGAGAAUGAGCUCGUGAAAUACAGAGCCCUGUGGGUCUAUGGACAAUGUUCUCGAGUUCCAAUGGAGGACGACCACAGACUUGAAGUCGGAAAGCUGCUUUUCCAGUUAAUGAACGAUGAAAAUACUGCUGUUAAGAUCACAGCAUCCACUAGUCUGUAUAAGAACUUGAGGAACAACUCAAUGAAGGAGGCCUUUAAAUCUGAGUUGGCAAGCAUCCUAGAAGCAUAUCUUGGCCUGAUGGACACUAUCGACAAUGAAGAGCUUAUAGCAGGGUUAGAAGAAGUAGUCAGCCUUUAUGAGGAUUGCAUUGGACCGUAUGCAAUCGAGCUCUGCUCGAAAAUAGUAGAGAAUUUUAAUUAAAAUCACCGGAAAAGAGCAAGAGGAGGAAGAGUAUGGGACUAUGGGUAUGGCAACCAGCGGGCUUGUAGUCACCAUCAGAAGUAUCAUCAACAGUUGCAAGGGUGAUCCUGAGACACUUCUCAAACUUGAGCCUGUGAUCUUUCCUGUAGUAGUCAGAAGCCUUUCUGCAGAUGGGUGAGAGUAUCUGGACGAGGCAAUGGACUGUAUCACUGCCAUUCUAAACUUCACCCAAUCGGCCACAGAGAGAAUGUGGGCAUUGUUUCCUCACCUCAUAAAAAUAAUUGUUGGUGGUCCUGAAGAUGAAGAAGGGGGCUAUGCCUUUGAUUAUUUUACAUCAAUGGAGGAUUACUUUAGAAGCUUAAUUAAGUAUGGACACGAUGGCAUGCUAACUAAAAAGAUAGGAAAUGAUCCAGUAAUGAUAUUGCUGAUAAAAGGUAUUAUAAAGAUUCUCCAAUUAGUCAAAGAAGGAGAUGUCAAUACCAACGCCUACAUCUGCAUUGUCAUAGUAGAAACUUUGCUACUUGAAUUUCCUGGAAAACUGGACCAGCUCCUUCCGACAUUCAUUAAGAUUCUAUGCACAGAGUUGAGCAACAAGGAGAUCACCAAAGAGUUUCGCCUCCAUGCUCUGACUCUGGUGGCUCAUUGCUUCAUCUACAACUGAACUCUAACGUUGGGGGCUCUGACUGAUCUUAAGGUUUUGGUCCCAGUUUGCCAGAACUUCUUCAGCUACCUGAAAAAGUUUAGUGAAGUUGAGCAUUUAAGAGGACUAAUAUACGGAAUAACAGCAUUGCUCAGAAUGGAUGAGAUGCCUGAUGUAAUCAAAGGAAGCAUCCAGAAGAUAAUUGAGUCUCUAAUAGACUUGAUGAGAAAGUACACCAGAGAGCGCAUCCUUGAGCUCAGGAGCAAGUUUGAGGACAAAAGAAACCGAUGGGACGAAGGCACAGAUGAAUACAAUAACCUUGAUGCACCCUUCCAGAAACUUUCAGAAUGGAUGGAAGAAUACAAAGAUGAUGCUUACAGCGAGGACGAUGAUGAUGACGAUAACUUCGAAGAAGACGACUACUUAUGGUCACGAUCUGAUUCAUGCUACUACAAGUCAUGUUUGGAAGAUAAAGAAGCUCCUCUUUUCUUCAAAGAAACUUUGGAGGACUUUAGAGAAAAUAAAGAAGAAGUCUAUCGAGGAAUCAUUGAACUCAUCCCUGAGGACAGCCAGAAAUUAUUAGAAAUGAUCAUGGAGAGAUGAGAGUACAUGCAGUCUCUCCAAAGCUAG